Kazachstania africana CBS 2517 is the source of this 1104-nucleotide messenger RNA. RefSeq lists its product as uncharacterized. Bases 1 to 1104 code for a protein of 367 amino acids. Gene Ontology annotation, molecular function: protein binding. The transcript has a single exon. The record is from RefSeq and is a predicted model, not a curated record. Lineage: Eukaryota; Fungi; Ascomycota; Saccharomycetes; Saccharomycetales; Saccharomycetaceae.
AUGUCUUACUCACUGGUGCAAGAACAAUCUUUUGGAUCCGAUAAUUGGUGCCUUAAAUUCCAACCGUUGUACAAUCACGGUCUUUUAACAAGUUUAAGUAAUGGCGAAGUUAAACUGUUAGACUGGGAGACUUUGAAUCCGGUACGAAAUUUCAAAAUUGAUCAAGUCUCCAUUAAUUCCAUGAAAUUAAUCAAUAAUGAUUACAAUAAUGCAUCGUUAUUUGCCACAGCAACUUUAAAUUCUGUGAAAAUUUAUGACAUUAAAUCUAACGAUUGCAUAGCGACAAUCACAAACGACAAAAAAUCCCCCUUCUUGUCGCUGGACUCUCGACAUGACAUGCUAGCAUGCGGUACCGAGUUGCAAGGUGUUGAUGCGGAGCUAUACAUUUACGAUGUGAGAAAUUGGUCAUCCCCAGUGAAAUCCUUUGUUGAUUCACACCACGAUGACAUCACAGACAUUAAAUUCCAUCCAUCUGAUAGCAACUUCCUACUGAGUGGGUCUACCGACGGAUAUACGAACGUUUACGAUCUCACACAGCAGGAAGAGGACGAUGCGUUGUACCAAGUGAUCAAUUAUGCAUCGAUUCAUUCAUGUGGUUGGUUAUCACCAAGAAGAAUCUACACACUAUCACACAUGGAAACUUUUUCAAUCAGUGAACUGAAUGACAGAACUGACGAGUUGAGAGAACCACAACCACUUGACUUCGGUGACAUUAGAGAUCAAUGGAAUUGUGACUACGUUAUCGACAUCUACCCAGGUUACAUUGCUACAGGUAGAUCCCAAGAAGGGAACGGUAAUUUGCAAAUCAUUCCCAUGGACGGUGAAACUGUCGAAUCUUCAAAAGCCAUCACCAUAGACAGGGCACACAGCGAUGAGGUCAUCAGAGACGUCUUCAUCCCAAGAAAUCACCACAACGUCCUCUACUCCUGCGGAGAAGACGGAACAGUCAAGUCAUGGAAAUCCCCCCACUCACAAUCGACUGCCUUGGAGGAGUUCUGGGAUUACUCUCAAAGAUUCAACGUGUUCGAACAAUCGCAAUCACCGGCACCAAAAAAGAAGCAUUCAAAGAAGAAGAAACAUGCUAUACGUUAUAAACCAUACUGA